Molecule: messenger RNA, 3715 nt
Organism: Trichomycterus rosablanca
Lineage: Eukaryota; Metazoa; Chordata; Actinopteri; Siluriformes; Trichomycteridae
Gene: csde1
Product: cold shock domain containing E1, RNA-binding
Exons: 21
Coding region: 682-3306 (874 amino acids)
Molecular function (GO): nucleic acid binding
Source: RefSeq, a predicted model, not a curated record
UCACUACGUAAUGUGCCGUGCUGCUUAUGGCGGCGCUGGUGACGGUGCUGAAAGCUGUUGGGUAUGAAGUGAAAAAGAACUGACUUUUGUACCAUCUUAAAACUCCUGCUUCAAGUUCAGAUCAUUUAAAAAGAAACAUAACAAGAAGAGCCCAUUAACGCAACAGUUCUAAAGAAUAGACGAGACGGAACUUCAAACGGAAAGACCCAACGUAGCAACCAAAGAAAUUUAAAGCAGUACUAAAACGACACAACCAACCGUCUCCGUUGACUGAAGACGAUCUGUGAUCUGAGACAAGAAGUUUGUGCCUACUCAACAGCUUUGACAAAGCACACGUCCCAACGCUGCUCCAAGCCCUUCUCAUCCUCCCCGCACCUCCAACUUCACUGGGGUGCGGAGAGGGCUGCUGUCUGCUAGUUUAACUUUCUUUCUUCUUCUGUUAUCUCAAGCUGUUCAUCUUGUCCAAAUAGUGUUUCUGCACCUGCAUUUGCCUUGUUCCUUUAGUCUGUCUCUCUGUCCCUAGUUUUUUUUAUUAUUAUUUUUUUUUUUUAUUAGAACGUGUGCCUGACAUUUCAAGAAAAACAAGUGUGUAUGUGCUCUUAAGAACAAAGAGUCUAGAACAUUCACUUGGGUCUGAAACGAAACAUCAUACCAGGACAUCCAAGCAAGUACCCUGUAGUCAUGAGUACUCCGUUGAAGAUGGAUAAAGUGUGCACUGAUGUUCCUGCCCCAGCUGUUGCUGCCUCGGCCCCAUCCACUUUCAGCCAGUCAAUCCCACGCUCCGCAUCAGUCUCCUGCCACACUUCUCGUGCGGCAGGGAGCAAAAAGCAAAAGCGGACCCCCUUGUACCAGAGAUCUAUGAGUUUUGACCCAAGCCUGCUACAUACCAAUGGCUAUGCUAACGGCACAGGAUUGGCACCCCGCGAAACAGGCGUGGUGGAGAAGCUGCUCAGUUCCUAUGGCUUUAUACAAUGCUCCGAGAGACAGGCUCGCCUUUUCUUUCAUUGCUCCCAGUACAAUGGUAAUCUGCAGGAUCUCAAGAUUGGAGAUGAUGUGGAGUUUGAGGUGUCAUCCGACAAGCGCACAGGCAAACCAAUUGCUGUGAAGCUAGUAAAGAUCAAGGCUGAGGUGCUGCCCGAAGAGCGAAUCUCUGGGCAGGUGGGACCAGACUUGCACGCCUCUCCCUUUACUAUGCUGCAUGGUUAUAUACAUCCAGUCGUUUCAGCUAUCCCCAGCCACCUGGAUGGAAGGUCUGCUCCUGGCCAAGUUCCCACAGGCAGUGUGUGCUACGAGAGGAAUGGGGAGGUGUUCUACCUCACCUACACCCCUGAUGAUGUGGAAGGCAACCAACAACUUGAAAUGGGAGAUAAAGUCAGCUUUUACAUGGAGACCAACAAGCAUACUGGGGCUUUCAGUGCUCGAAACAUAAGGCUGGAAAAGAAAAAGCAGACAAGGUGCCAGGGUGUGGUGUGUGCUACUAAGGAGGCAUUUGGAUUCAUUGAGAGAGCAGAUGUGGUGAAAGAGAUUUUCUUCCACUACAGCGAGUUUAAGGGUGACCUGGAGGCACUGCAAGCUGGAGAUGAUGUGGAGUUUUCCAUUAAAGACAGAAACGGAAAGGAAGUGGCUACAGAUGUGCGUAUGCUCCCCCCAGGCACUGUUAUAUUUGAAGAUAUCAGCAUUGAACAGUUUGAGGGUACGGUCACCAAGGUUAUCCCCAAAGUUCCUAGCAAGAAUCAGAAUGAUCCGUUACCCGGCCGAAUUAGUGCCAGAAUUAACUUUACCCAGAAGGAACUUUUCUUUGGAGAGAAAGACACCAAGUCUAAAGUGACUCUACUGGAAGACGACCACGUCCAGUUUAACAUUUCAACUGACCGUCGAGACAAGCUUGAGCGAGCUACAAACAUUGACAUCUUGCCGGACACCUUCCAGUUCACCAAGGAGAGCCGUGAAAUGGGUGUGAUUGCUGCAAUGCGGGAUGGUUUUGGUUUUAUUAAGUGUGUGGACCGAGAUGCUAGAAUGUUCUUCCACUUCAGUGAGGUUUUGGAGGAGAGCCAACUACACAUCUCUGAUGAAGUGGAGUUCACUGUUGUCCCUGACAUGCUGUCUGCCCAGAGGAAUCAUGCAGUGCGCAUUAAGAAACUGCCCAAGGGCACAGUGUCCUUUCACACCCAGUCUGAACAGCGCUUCCUAGGUGUUGUAGAGAAGGAAGCUACUGGUGCCUCCAGUGCCAAGAACAAUGCCAGUCCCAACAAGACUAAAGAGAAGGAGGCAGAAGAAGGUGUGAUUGCAUACGAAGACUGUGGGGUAAAGCUGACUGUGCCCUAUCAUAUUAAAGACCUAGAGGGUGGUGCAUUUCCUCAGCUUGGAGACAAGGUGGAGUUUUCUAUUAGUGAAGUAAAGCGCACUGGCCAGCAAAGCGCUGUCUCUAUUAAGAUCCUGAAUCGCAUCAUCAACUUGAAAAGGCUCCUGGGCUACGUAGCAACACUAAAGGACAAUUUUGGUUUUAUCGAGACAGCCAAUCAUGACCAGGAGAUCUUCUUUCACUACAGUGAGAUGUGUGGUAACAUUGACAACCUGGACCUGGGGGAUACAGUAGAGUACACUUUGGCUAAGGGCAAAGGGAAUAAAAUCAGUGCUGAGAAGGUCACCAAAGUCCCACCUGUGAAUGGACCAGGUGAGGACAUUGGCAGUACAGUGCUUCUGGGGAAGGUCAUCCGGCCCCUGCGUAGUGUGGAUCCCUCUCAGACUGAAUACCAGGGACUGAUUGAGAUUGUGGAGGAAGGCUCCAGUAAAGGUCAGAACUAUGCAUUUGGCAUUGUGGGCAUGACCAGUAAACGGGACUGCCUACAGAAAGGAGAGCUGGUCCAGUUUCAGCUUUGCACCGUGCCUCAGACAGGCCAGAGGAUGGCAUGCAACAUAGUGCCACAGCGCCGAGGUCUGGUGGAGUGUGUUAAAGACCAGUUUGGUUUUAUCACAUAUGAGGUGGGUGAAAGUAAGAAGCUGUUCUUCCACAUGAAGGAGGUGCAGGAUGGCCUGGAGCUUCAGGCUGGAGAUGAGGUGGAGUUCUCGGUUAUCCUGAACCAGCGCACGGGGAAGUGUAGUGCCUGCAAUGUCCGCAGAGUCAGUGAGGGACCUAAAGCAGUGGCAACACCUCGGCCUGACCGCCUAGUGAACCGCUUGAAGAGCAUAACUCUGGACGAUGCCAGUGCCCCGCGUCUGGUGAUUGUUAGACAGCCUCGGGGCCCUGAUAACUCAAAGGGCUUUAAUGUGGAGAGGAAGGCUCGCCAAGCUGGCGUGAUCGACUGAUUUAUAUUUGCUGCUCCUCCCUCUCCGCAACGACGACACCUCAGAUUAGAAGCAAUCAUGACUUAAGGACAGGGAAGGGAUUUGCACUGUUAGAAACAUCAAUAACGUACACAGCACUACUCUCGUUAAUACGUCCCCUCUCUCUCUCUAUGAACCCCUUCCCAAAAAAAAAUGCACUGGUGGCGUUUAACCUUUCAUAUGAGUGUGCUGUUUGAGAGCUGUUACUUGAUGAUGGUUUCCUGGUUGUGUGAGUAUGUGUGCAUUCUGUGUGAGUUAGCUAUCAAGUAUUUUAAUGAGGGCAAAGUGUUAAACACAGUGUUGAUAAGAGAUAAGGGUGCUAGUGGUUGACACCUGAUGAUGGUUCUCAUCAUCUGUUCCCAUCUUAUAGCAAAUAAAGAAAUGUGUGGAA